Molecule: messenger RNA, 4054 nt
Organism: Schistocerca cancellata (South American locust)
Lineage: Eukaryota; Metazoa; Arthropoda; Insecta; Orthoptera; Acrididae
Product: calcium/calmodulin-dependent protein kinase type IV-like
Exons: 7
Coding region: 403-2382 (659 amino acids)
Biological process (GO): intracellular signal transduction; protein phosphorylation; positive regulation of apoptotic process
Cellular component (GO): nucleus
Molecular function (GO): ATP binding; protein serine/threonine kinase activity
Source: RefSeq, a predicted model, not a curated record
CAGUGACAUCACAAGCAGCGAGGAAGGCGGCUGUAAUGAACCGUCGUUUCGAGUGAUAUGUGGUGCUGCUGUCUUUCGAUGAUAGUAUAGUCUUGUAUUUGGUUUUGCCAUCACACAUACUGGAAGUGAAAGCAGUAUAACGAUAUUACCGUGGAUUUAGUUGACGUUUGCUUGUAUUUGUUUGCUCGUUGUUGUACACGUGUGUGUAACGGAAAUUCCGCGCUGUGUUUUGAACUUUAAAUCCUCGUCUUGAACGUAAUCUGAUGUAUCUGCAUGUUCAGAAGGGGGCGAGGCCCCAGAGAGUAAAUAUCAACUAAAGAGUGUGAUUCUUCGCGACGCCGUUCCUUGUUUUUGAAUUCUAGAAGAGAACUUCUGCAUGCGGAAAAUUAUUACGCUAGAAAAAUGUCUAAACCAAAUUUUGUUGAUGGCAUUUGUUUGAACUCUGACCACAUUGGACUUCUGAGUGUUGUGGAAGAUCGACUGGACAAAUUAAUCAAGAAAGAACCCAUCACCAAUGUUUACAACGUUGAGCACACUCCGUUUGCAAGGGGGAAGUUCGCGAUGGUGCGCAAGUGCAGCUGCCCUCGCGGGGGCGGCGAGUUCGCGGCCAAGUUCAUCCGCAAGCGGCGGCGCGCGGCCGACCAGCGGCAGGACAUCGUGCACGAGGUGGCCGUGCUGCGCCUCGCCGCCGACCGCUGCGCGCGCAUCGUCGCCCUGCGAGACGUCUUCGAGACGCCCUCCGAGAUGGCGCUCGUGCUCGAGAUGGCAUCUGGUGGUGAGCUGCAAUAUGUACUAGACCAGGAGGAAAGUCUGGAAGAAGCACAAGCCUCCAGGAUUAUGCGACAAAUAUUAGAGGGUCUGACCUUCCUGCAUGACCACAACAUUGCACACCUAGACUUGAAGCCACAAAAUUUACUGUUGACUGGUGCAUACCCAAAUUGUGAUGUAAAGCUGUGUGACUUUGGAAUUUCAAGAGUAAUCUGCAAUGGAGUUGAAGUUAGAGAGAUCCUGGGAACUCCAGAUUAUGUUGCACCUGAGGUACUUAACUAUGAACCAAUAAGCUUGGCAACUGACAUAUGGUCUGUUGGUGUCCUGGCUUAUGUUUUACUGACUGGUUAUUCGCCUUUUGGUGGAGACACAAAGCAGGAAACAUUCUGCAAUAUUACUCAAGGAGAACUAUCAUUUCCUGAUGAGCUUUUCGAAGGUAUAUCAUCCACAGCCAAGGAUUUCAUUUCUGCGACUCUAGUCAAGAACCCGAGACGGAGACUGUCUACUCAAGAUUGCCUUGCUCAUCCCUGGCUGUGUGGUGCUUUCAUCCAUCCAUCUGGUGGUGAUGAGAGGUUGAUUGUCGCCACCAGGACUGAUGGAAAUGAUGGCGAAUUGCUGCACAAUGGCGAAGUGAAAUAUAAGAGGUGCUGUAGUGAAAUACAUUUCACAGAGCAAAGUGAAAUGAUGGAACAAAAUGGACACACUUACGAGCAUGAAGCACAACUGUCCACUGCUUCCUCUAAAUUAAAAGGAGAUGAUGAAGUUAGGGAUAGAGAAUGUAAAGAAGCAGAUGAAACACCAGUGAACCAAACUGGAGUCCAGUGUCAUGAAUGUGGUAAUGGUAUCAAGAAUGAGGAUCAGUUUGCAGUAAUUCUUUCCAAUGGUGUGGUCCAUGAAAAAGACUGUAAUGGUGAGACUGCCAGUUCGGACUGUGUUGUCGGCUCUAAACAAGUAGAAUGUAGUGAAGAAGUAGAAUGCAGUGGCUGUCAUAGUGUAUGUGAAAUAAACAAAGAUAAUAGUAGUAGAGAACUAACACACUAUAAUGGUAUGACAGACGUAGGAAACUUAGUUCAUCUUAACGGAAGCAACGGAGUUUCAGGAUGUGAUUCAUUUGUACACAACAAAGUUAUAAGUAAUGGUUUGCAUCCAGAAACCACUAAAGGAUCUUCAGAGGUGUCAAAAAACUGUGACGAGAGAGAGGUUUGUGAGAAACAUGUGAAUGGCUUCAGAAAAAAUGAAGACAUAGUUGAUGUAAAUUUGUUUGUGGGACUGAGAAAUACUGUGAAAGGAUGUACAAAAUCUGUUCCUGGACUGAAUAUAGAAGAUGAAUUGUAUGUAAGAGGAACAAAAGAACACAUUGGAGACGUGAGAAACUCCAAUGAAAUAGAGAUCGACGAAGAGGGUUUACCAGUAAAGCGCUCGAAGAACUGCUGUCGGCGGUCCUCAUACCCUGUUUCCUCGUGCGCUUCGUGUGCCCAGUGCAAAGAGCAGUGCUGCCACCUACACCCCACACCUACCACGGACAUCCUGAAUCAUAUAGGGAGGCAACAUCGAAUUACCAGUAUUUCGAAUCCUCCAGUUGAAAUAACCGUGGACAGGGGAAUCACUUGUUGAAACCAAAACAUGCAGCCCCAUUAUUUGUGUAUUAACAGUGCGUCAAGUACAACAGACUCGCUGGCCGAGAUUUGCUUUUGAUGGUGCAGAUAAAGUGAGAGUUCUGUGUAGCAUGCUUGCAUAGCACAUGCUUAAUUUUACUGAAUGUGUGUGAAAACUAUUUAGAUUGUAUGAGAGAGAAUGUGUUGUAUGAAUGUCCCAAACAAAUGUGCGAUAUUAUACGAGAUAUAACCUUGAAACAAAUUUUUCGAAAGCACAAGUGAAUGGCCAUUGUUGAAAUACAUCAGUUCGAAAGAUAAUUUGUGUCCAUUUAUUUAUCAACAUAGCAGCAGACCACUAAAAUUACUUCAUGGUCUUCAAAACUCUUAUUACUCAAUAUUCACUGUCUCUCACCAUGGCUGUAAAGUUGGUGGGUGUUGCCCUGACAUUCCCUCUAUUUUUGUUUGUAUUCCUUCUUUUGUAAUCACAGAAUGAGCUACUUACUGACAGCAGUGUAUCUGUCAAGGAUGUAUGGGAAUUCUUCCCAUAAAAUGACUGUUUUUAUGAAUUUGUGACUUUAGUUUAUAUUAGAUGACAGCACAGUGCUGUUAUUUAUUGCAUAUAGAAAGAAAUGCAAUGCGAAACUGUGGUAUGAAAUAUUUAUUUCAUUUGUGGAGGUCAAAGUGAAACACAAUAUCCGGAUUUAUCAGCUUGUAUGCCUCCAGUACAAAUAUAAAUGUGCACAAAUUUAAUAUUUUGUCAUUGACCUGUUCCAUCAUGAGCUUUGCUGCUGGAGAGAGGUAGAGAGAAUUAAAUCAUCUUCAGUACAUACCUCAGCCAAAAAGGUGUUUUCCUUUCAAGCACGUUGUAAAGAUGAUUAAUUUCGAACACUAGGUAUGAAAGGCAUUUAAAUUGUCUUAGUUAAUUCAGUAAAUUGAACAUAUAAUAAUAAUAUGAAUAACAUUCAUAUACAAGUUAAAUGUAGUUUGUGUUUCUGGAUUUAUUCUGUACUGAAAGAAAAGUUUUUAUAUUUUUUCACAUCUCUUAAAUUAAGCCAAGGAUAAUCGCUGGUUGAUUAGCUUCUGCGCCGUCAUCGUAAUAGAGGGAACAUUGAAAAGCCAUUGUCUGACAGUGGACACAUACUCCAUUUUAUUUCUUUAGAAGCUGGAGUGGAUUAAUUUGUUGUUGUUUAACUGAAAGACUACAGUUAUGUGGUGACAUGGACAGCUUUAUUUCACAGUUGAAGUCUGGUAUACAUUUUCAUUUGCCUUUGUAUCUUCUUGUAUUCUGUCACUUUGAAAUAAUUUUAUUUUUUUGUAGUAUUUGUGCAGUCAUUUGAAAUUUGUUUUGUUUUUAUUGUAUAAAUAUAUUGGCUGUGUUUUGUGACAUAGUUGGUGAUAAUAUUUUCUUGUACUAGAAUUUUCAAUGGUUUACUGCAGAUAUUUCAUAUUGCUUACCCAUGUUUUACAGUAGUCUAAUGCAAAAAAAGUCAGUCUUCAGUCAAUGAUUAAAUGUAGUUUAUUCCAUGUUGUAAAUAUGCUCAGUUGUUGGAUUACUUCUGUACACCUAAGGCCAAAGAUAGACAUAAGGUAAUUUUAUUUUGUCUAAAUCGUUCUUAUUUCUAAAAGGUGUUUCUUUACAUUUUUCUGUGUAACAGUAUCUUGCAAUAAAUGCAAUCAUUGUUUUGUUGGAA